CUGAUUCAAGUCCAACGAAAACCAAUUUUAAAAACAAAAGUAGCAAUCAAAAACUCAAUAAAGACAGAUCCUUCUCAGCUAACUUCAUUUUAUCUCUCAUUCUCAACUCACCUCACCCUUAUAAACUCAUUCAUCGCUCAUCUUAAAAGGACACAAUAAGAAUAUGGGUGGGAUGUGUAUGUCUUCGUGUUGUGGUGGUGGUGACGAUGAUGGUUCCAGUCUAUUAACACACCUCGUCAUAAUUGUUGUUAUCUGUCUCUCUGUCAUGGCUGUCUGCACUUCCAACGAACGCCGUACAGCCGUUCGUGUCGUCCGGUGCCGUUGACCAACGUUUGAUCGGUACAACAAAGUCAUGCAUCUAUAUAUAUCAUCAUGAUCACAUCUCUACAAAUAUAUCUCUUUCGGAUUCUCUUUGUAUUUGUAUGUGUCGGUUCUUGAUUAGUGAUGAAUUAAACGUUGUACUGUAUUUGGUUUUUGACUUUUUGUCUUUUCCUUUUUUACUAAAUAUAUGGAUCAGAAUGAUCAAUCACAUAAUAUCCUCCGAAAUUUUUCAACAUGUAAGAAAGUUUCGGGGUGAAAAAGAAAUAACGUAAAAUAUAUGGGGCUGA
This is a messenger RNA of Capsella rubella, 608 nucleotides long. RefSeq lists its product as uncharacterized. The transcript has a single exon. The coding region runs from base 164 to 325 and encodes 53 amino acids. The record is from RefSeq and is a predicted model, not a curated record. NCBI's taxonomy places the organism in Eukaryota, Viridiplantae, Streptophyta, Magnoliopsida, Brassicales, Brassicaceae.